Molecule: messenger RNA, 219 nt
Organism: Echinostoma caproni
Lineage: Eukaryota; Metazoa; Platyhelminthes; Trematoda; Plagiorchiida; Echinostomatidae
Source: the annotation of a GenBank genome assembly
AUGACUCGUUCACAUUUAAGUGUAUUUGAGGGUUCACUCAAAGGUAACAUUCUUGCUGCAGGAAUCACCUUGGAACUAAAACAAAUUGACAAAUGUGCUUGUGAGCCGGUGGAGUUAGACAAACCAACACUUGUGAUGAUGCGCAGCACAAACGGUGCCCUUGAGUGGGAUUCGAUAAUGUUUCUGAAUGUUUCCACACGCAAUAUACAUGCCGAAUGA